AUGAUUUUGGAUACGGAUGCUUCAGGUUUUGGAAUAGGGGCGAUACUUUCACAAGUUCAGGACGGCUAUGAGAGGGUCAUUGCUUAUUAUAGUCGGGUUUUGAACAAGCCUGAGCGGAAUUAUUGCACAAUAAGAAGAGAGUUAUUAGCUUUGGUAGAAUCGGUGAAACAUUUUCAUCAUUAUUUGUACGGAAAGAGUUUCUCUAUUCGAACUGAUCAUGCUUCUUUGAGAUGGUUGAUGUCCUUCAAAGACUUGAAGGGACAAUUGGCUCGCUGGACGGAAAGAUUACAACAAUACGAUUUUGAUGUUGCUUAUCGAAAGGGGAUUAUACACGAUAAAGCCGAUGGUCUUUCGAGACGCCCUUCUGCAGAAGAAAAAUGUAAAUUCUGUACUAAAGUUGAAGUUCAGAGAGGGCUUUCUGAGGAUAAAGUAGUUGCUCGUAUUGUUUUGCGUAAGGAUUCUUCUGAGGAUUGGCGUAAGGCUCAAAUAGAGGAUCAGGAACUGGCAAUGUUUUUACUUGCCAAAGAAAAUGAUUUGCGACCUUCUUGGGAGGAAGUUUCUUCGAAAGGAUUAAAAGUCGGCUUCUUCUUCAAUGGUGAAGCUCUCAGGGAAUCUGUCGGCUUCCUGCUCUACCCCGAGCUAUUGCUGCGGGUUACCGAGCGUCGAACCAGUCCCAAACUUCAUCCUUCUCGAAAGUUCCGUGCCGCUGCGAGGUCAUCUUCCCUCUUCUUUCUUUCUCCGUGA
Molecule: messenger RNA, 744 nt
Organism: Pogonomyrmex barbatus (red harvester ant)
Lineage: Eukaryota; Metazoa; Arthropoda; Insecta; Hymenoptera; Formicidae
Source: RefSeq, a predicted model, not a curated record